UCAACCCAAGCACCCAGCCGUCUCGCCUCCUAUUCUGUCGCGACGCCACCACUGCUCGGUUCUCUACCCCAUCUCGUCGAACGGUUGGUGGGCAUGGACCUCUCGCCGUCGGCGGCGGCGUCGCCGUCGCUCGCCAAGGCGGUGGAAACCUACAGGAAGGCGGUCGCCACGGCGGCCACGGUGACCGCGUACGCCAUGCUGGCGCGCGGCAUGGCGAGGGAGCUCGUGCCGCACGACCUGCGCGCGGCGCUGAUCUGGGCCGCGUCGCUCGUCCGCGCCCGCGUCGAGCCCCGCCCCGCGGAGUGCCGCACCGCCAUCAUCAGGAGCAUCGAAGGGAACGGCCACGGCCACGCUCAGUGCAUCGAGAGCCGCUUCUUCGUCGACGCUCACGCGUACCUCGCCACCAAGAUCGACCCCCGGUCCAUGAGCAGGUUCUUCCUCGGCGGCGGCGGCGGUGGGCGGCGCGGACGGAAUGUCCUCUCCAUGGUGCCCGGCGACUCGAUGACCGACGUCUUCGAGGGCGUGGAGUUCAAGUGGACUUCCGUCCCCGCAGAGGGCAGAUUCGCGGACACGGAGGUGUCGCUGGAGCUCAGCUUCGACGCGGCGCACACGGACAUGGCGCUGCGCAGGUACGUGCCCUUCAUCACGGAGGAGGUGGAGCAGGCGCGGCGGCGGGACCGCGAGCUCAUGAUCUUCAUGAACGAGGGCUCGUCGUGGCGCGGCAUCGCCCACCACCACCCGGCCACGUUCGACACGCUCGCCAUGGACCCGGAGCUCAAGCAAUCCAUCGUCGCCGACCUCGACCGCUUCCUGAAGCGGAAGGAGUACUACCGCCGCAUCGGCAAGGCGUGGAAGCGCGGGUACCUCCUCCACGGCCCGCCAGGCACCGGCAAGUCCAGCCUCGUUGCCGCCAUGGCCAACCACCUCCGCUUCAACCUCUACGACCUCGACCUCUCCGAGGUGCACAGCAACUCUGCUCUCCAGAGGCUGCUCAUUGGCAUGACCAACCGCUGCAUCCUCAUCGUCGAGGACAUCGAUUGCUGCUUCAGCGCAAGGUCGAGGGAGGAUGGCAAAGAGCGCAAGAAACCGACGCUGACCAACAAUGACGGUGGCGGCGGCGACGACGACGACGACGAGGGAGAUGAUUUUUCAGAGAAGAGACUGACAUUGUCCGGGCUGCUCAACUUCAUCGACGGCUUGUGGUCGACGAGCGGCGAGGAGAGGGUCAUCGUCUUCACCACCAACUACAAGGAUCGCCUCGACGCGGCGCUGCUCCGGCCGGGGAGGAUGGACAUGCACGUCUACAUGGGCUACUGCGGCUGGGACGCGUUCAAGACGCUCGCCCACAACUACUUCCUCGUCGACGACCACCCGCUGUUCCCGGAGAUACGGGCGCUGCUCGCCGGCGUGGAGGCGACGCCGGCCGAGGUGUCGGAGAUGCUGCUGCGCAGCGAGGACGCCGACGCCGCGCUCAGUGGCCUCGUCGAGUUCCUCGAGGAGAAGAAGGAGAAGAAGAAGAAGCAGGCCAUGUGUGAAGCAGGCAAGUAGCGUCAUAGCAUCAAGUAUUCAAGAUUCAAGAACUGUCAGGAUUGAAGUAGGAUCAAGCCAUUUUGUGUUCCCCAAGUCCAAUCCUUGAGACGAUUCAGUUCUUGUUCCUAAUUUCCUGUGAACUGCCACUGCUUUCUGAAUCUCUGUUUGUUCUAGUCCUCUCCUAGGAACUAAUUUGGGAUGAUUGAUUUGUUUCGAACAAAUUCGGGCUAGAUGAUUUGUUUCACAA
This is a messenger RNA of Oryza sativa Japonica Group (Japanese rice), 1777 nucleotides long. RefSeq names its product AAA-ATPase At3g50940. The record is from RefSeq and is a predicted model, not a curated record. NCBI's taxonomy places the organism in Eukaryota, Viridiplantae, Streptophyta, Magnoliopsida, Poales, Poaceae. Gene Ontology annotation, molecular function: ATP binding; ATP hydrolysis activity.